AUGACUAUUAAUUCAACACCAAAGCUUGACUGGCACGCCCUGGUUGCGCAAAAGCGCAAACAGCUCGACGCCCAAAUCCCUCCGGAAUGGCGACUUAGCGACUCCUUCGUCGCUUCGCUUCCUGAAAAUGGACACCUCAUCAAGGCCGACAUUCCCCGUCGCAGUGGGAUCCUGUCUGAUGUCGAGCUCGAAAUCACGGAGAACUAUACGGCCGCGCAACUUCUUCAGAAGCUCGCCUGGGGCGAUGUCAGUUCCGUGGCAGUGACCACGGCAUUUUGUAAACGGGCAGCGAUUGCACAGCAGUUGACCUCCUGUUUAACAGAGCAUUUCUUUUCCCGCGCUCUCGAGCGAGCAAAAUACCUCGAUGACUACCUGGAACGGGAGAGGAAGGUCGUCGGACCAUUGCACGGUCUGCCGAUUAGUCUAAAAGAUAGCUUUCGCCUUGAGGGUAUCCAAAGCACCAUAGGAUACGCUUCAUUCCUGGCAACCCCUCCUGCCAGCUCCAACUCGGCCCUGGUGAACAUGCUCCUAGAUCUAGGUGCCGUGCUCUACGUCAAGACGAACAUCCCUCAGACCAUGAUGACCGGCGACUCCGACAACAACAUCUACGGCCGCACUUUGAACCCACACGACACGAGCCUCACAGCCGGCGGCUCCAGCGGCGGCGAAGGCGCCCUCGUCGCCUUCCGCGGAUCCAUUCUCGGCGUAGGCACCGACAUCGCGGGAUCGAUCCGCAUCCCGGCCCUCUGCUGCGGCGUGUACGGCUUCAAGCCUUCGAUCGACCGGAUUCCCUUCGGCGGACAAGUCACGGGUGCUGUUGAGAGCACACCGGGCCUGAAACCCUCCGCGGGUCCUCUCGCACAUUCCCUUGACGAUAUCGAGCUGUUCAUGUCUACUGUCCUGGCUGCAGAGCCCUGGAAGUACGAUAUCACAGCUACAGCGGCGCCUUGGGCUUCUGUUCCUCCUCUUCAAUCUGCUUCGCUUCUCAAGAUCGGCAUCCUCCCUGAAGAUCCGCACUUCCCUCUCCACCCGCCGGUCCGUCGAGCGCUUGACUCCGCCAUCGCGGCUCUAUCUAGCCAAGGCCAUCGAAUCAUCCACCUUGACACCGCCCCUGACACAGACACCGACACCGACAGUCACAAAAACCCCAGUAAACAACUCGCCUACGCCAACCGCCUCGCCUUCCAAUACUUCACCUACGGCCUACACACCGACCACAUGGCUAGCAGCGGCGAACCCGCCGUACCAUCCGUCCAACGCGGCUCGAAUCCCAUGUUCACCGGUCCGUUCCCGGUAGACCAGGACCUACGGGUCUUCGAGACGAUUGACGCACUGCAUACCGCGAGACAGAAGUACUGCGAUGCCUGGCGCAAGUUAUGGGUACAGAAUGGACUAGAUGUGGUGCUGGGUCCGGGGGCGCAGAAUACGGCUGUGCCGCAUGAUACGUUCGGGUGGCCGCCUUAUACGUUGGUGUGGAAUUUGUUGGAUUGCCCUGCAUGUAUCAUUCCCUACGGCCACUCGUCGAGCGAGCUGGAUCCAGAAGAAAUGAGAGUUGGAGAUGAGGUGCAGCCGAAUUACAACCCCAACCGCACCCACGGCGCCCCUUGCGCCAUCCAAAUCAUCGCGCCGCGCUUCCAGGACGAGAAGUGUCUUUCGGCGGCGAGGGUUAUUGAUCGAGAUAUUCGGAGGAGGAGGAAGGAGUCCACUGCGUCGUUAUAG
Molecule: messenger RNA, 1719 nt
Organism: Aspergillus melleus
Lineage: Eukaryota; Fungi; Ascomycota; Eurotiomycetes; Eurotiales; Aspergillaceae
Gene: gmdB
Product: general amidase GmdB
Exons: 5
Coding region: 1-1719 (572 amino acids)
Source: RefSeq, a predicted model, not a curated record